Molecule: messenger RNA, 9838 nt
Organism: Alligator sinensis (Chinese alligator)
Lineage: Eukaryota; Metazoa; Chordata; Crocodylia; Alligatoridae
Gene: TM7SF3
Product: transmembrane 7 superfamily member 3
Exons: 11
Coding region: 1144-2859 (571 amino acids)
Source: RefSeq, a predicted model, not a curated record
CAGAGUGGCCUAGGUAGAAUUGGUUGCGGAGGAAAGAUGGAAGUAAGUAGCUCUAAGAAGAGAUUUGUAGAGAUAGGCAAACGGGAUGGAGUGUGUGCUGUGGAAGCAGGGUAUCGUUUUGUCUCUGCUGGGAAACUCCUGUAGCUCAUGAACACUUUUCACUAGUGCUGUUCCUUCAGCAGUACCACCCUCCAACAGUUAUAGGGCAUAAUGGACAAUGUCAGCACUUUCUCUGUGAGGAAGUAGGUUGUGUAUGUGCUUGUGCAUGAUAAGGUGGAUGUUUGUUGGAUUGCUUCAUGUUUAGGGGGAUCUUUUGAUAUGGGCUGCACAUCUUGGUUUCAAACUGAUAGCGGCCAAACCACAUAGUCUUUUGUAUACCUUUUUUAGUUUCAGCUGCAGCAGAAGUAUGAGAAGAGGGAAGAGACCCAGGGUUACUUGCAGGAUUUCAGAAUAGCUGUUGCAUGCUGAUUUCUCAAUAGGAGCCUAGCAGGCUUUUUAUAAAGUAAUGAAGGUUCUGGGAUACUUGCCUUAAGAGAUGCUACCCAGGUUUCUAGCUCUGCUCUCCUCUUUCCUGACCACUACCUCCUUUUCUCCCUGCCCCCAAGAAAAGCUUCUCUGAUCAAAUAAUAUCAUAUGUGCCCUUCCCUCUGCUGAAUUCUUAACUGUGUCUACAAUAAGUCUCAGAUCACAGGCACCAAGGAGAGAAAAUUGGUUGCACCAAAAUGGCUGAGUGGAGAGAUGAAAACUGUUUGCCUUUCCUAGGAAACCUUGGGUGACACCCUGGGUCUGUGGAUGUCUCUAUAGCAAAACUUGGAUGGAGCUUGGUCUUAAACUGUCUUGAGGCAGUGUGCUAACUAGUCAAUGCACUGUCUUGGCUAGGACAGCAGAUUUGCAACUUGCUGUUAUCUUGGCUAUCAAUGCUAUCUCUCUUGUAUUUACUCUGUGUUGAGUGCUGCUUGCCCUUAAUUGCACUGGCUGGUUGCUCAGGACUUGGAACUGGAAUGGUGGUGGUGGUUUUUGUGUCUGUUAAACUAGACUUCUUAGUGAGGACAACUCUCCUCCACUUUGCAUGCCAGGCUUUAUUAAAUUGUCUCUUCUUAAGGUGCAGAGCUUUGUGUAGCUGACUGACAUUGCUGUCAUCAGAUGAAAAAAAAGAAUAUUUCUGGCCAUUCUGAACUUCAAAUCUUCAAUCUACUUAACUAUACAGUAAAAAAGACUUCUGUCUAUUUGAAUACAGGUCUUCUUGAGAUGUCUCUGGGAAAGUUUAGAAAUGUCCUGCUUAAUGAGACUAACCCAGUGGAAGCUGUAAUAAGGAACAUUGCAAGCAACGUGACUCUCAUUAUUUUUCAAGCUCAUGCCCAGCAAAAAGAUGUCACAGUAUCCUUUGACAAGUUUCCCUCUACAAAUAACUCUGCAACUGGAGCAGACAGAGGGUUAAUUUCCAUCCUUCAUCCUCAACAGAGCGUAUGUACGUGGUACCUACAGUCUCUUGAAGCUAACCAAGUGUUCAGCACAGCUGUUUCUAUCCCUUAUACAGCAAGAGACCCUAUCCCUGGAGGCUGCAAUCUUGAAUUCAACUUGGAAGUUGAUCCUAAUAUUUAUUUGGAGUAUAAUUUAGUUGACACUCGCAUCAAGUUUGCUCCAGCUAACCUGGGAUCUACCAGAGGCGAGAGUCCUCCUUCUUGUGAUUCUGGUACUGGACAGAACUCUAGAUGGCGACUACACUAUGAUAUUUAUCAGUAUUUCUUGCCAGAGAAUGAUCUUUCAGAAAUAACACUCAUGAGCCACCUACGGAAGAUGUCGGAGGUGAAGAGCAUCAAAGCUAAUGGCAUGAAAAUGAUUACCUUAACAACUAAUGACAAAACUGAUGCUUACUUUUCCUCACUUCCUGGACAAGGUGUCAUCUACAACAUCAUUGUUUGGGAUCCACUCUGGAAUACCUCUGCAGCAUAUGUACCUGCUCAUACAUAUGCUUGCAGCCUUGCUACCCUAGUGGAUAACUGUCUUUCUCCCACCAAACUCCCUACCAAAAUAUUCUUCACCAUUCUUGCUGUCCUUGGCCUCUUCAUUUGUUUCUUUGGACACGGGUUCUGGAAAACAGACUUGUUCUACAUGGGCUUCAUCUUCAUGGGAUUAUUUUUCUUUGUAUUAAUUACAAGAGUGACUAACCUUGGUUUUGAUGUCUGCCUGAUUCUGACUGCUGUAGCUGGAAUUGUUGGAGGGCUUCUCCUGGUUGCUUAUUGGUGGAGGUUUGGUUUUGUCCCACUCUGCAUGGUGCUUGUUGGACUUAUGCUGGGACUCCUCUUCGCAUCGAUGAUCUUCUUCACUCCGCUAGGAGAUUACAGGGUUUUUCGUGACGAUGCCGUGUUUUGGGUGACCUUUUCUUGCAUAGCCUUGAUGAUUCCAGUAGUCUUUGUUGGCUGUCCAAGAUUUCUGAACAUACUGGCUUGUGGUAUAGUAGGCUCUUAUUCAGUGGUUUUAGCUAUUGCUUGUUACCUGUACACGAGCCUUGCUUACAUCACCCUGGACCUGCUCCGGAGAAUUCUGAAGAAUGACUUCAGCAGAGCUUAUACUAAUGUGCCCUUCCAAACAAAUGAUUUUAUCAUCCUGGCAGUCUGGGCAAUGCUGGCACUUGGCGGAGUAACAGUGCAGCUUCGCCGAGAAAGAGGCGAGGUACCCUUCCCACCACACCCUUAUCGGAUCUGGAAGCGAGAAAGGGAGCGUAGAAGCACCAAUAUCCUGGAUCCCAGCCACCACAUCCCUCCGCUGAGAGAGAGGAUCCAUAACAAACUAUUGCAGAUCAGGGAACUCUUCCGGAAAGAGCAACCAGCUGGGGAAAGAACUCCACUACUACUUUGACUGACUGACCCAACACUGUGGUGACAUCAGCUAAAAAGGGCUCUAAGAAUUUACUGAACUAAGGAUGUUUGUGGACCAACAUCCAUCCAGCAGUGCUAGACUGUUCUUAUUGGCUAAUCCUGCUUCAGAGAGUGUGCGUGCUGGACAUGGAAGAUAAAUGGUGUAUUGGACACUAGCUUAUGCCACUUUUUUUUUUUUUUUUUUUUUAAAUGGCUCACUUGCCCUACUCUAAUAUGCAACUCUUGCUGGCUGCAGAGAGCUUGUACUAAGGUUGGAGUACACUGAGUGCAAUGACCAAGGUGUUUUGUCUUGUGUUUGAAAUAUUGAAUGUGCAGGUACAGCAAGACUAAGACUAAAAAAAAAAAUGUAAGAAGGUUCCUUGUGAUCAAAAUGUGCCAUGUCAGAAUUCUACCCUUGUCUUGCAAAAAUCCCAUCCAAAAUACCUAUCUCUGUUCCUAACAAAUGUGCACAUUCUGUGCUUAACAUACGAGGGAAGAACGAUGCGGAAGACUAUCUUGAAGGAAGUACCUUUUUUACUGCAGUGUCGUUGCCUAUUAAACCUUCAAAAUAGGUACAAAACCCAUAUCUCUAAACACAAGAACUAUUUUUAACUGUUGUUGAACCGUGAUAAACUACCAAGAAACUUGUGAGUUUAAAUUGCACUGGAUUCAUGCUUCUGUAUUCCUGUGUGCCUAGAUUCAAGAACUAGGCUCUUGCUCUGGGAAGGAAUAAGAGAAGCUCUCGCUGCCCUUGGUUUAAGCUGGUUUUGCUGUCACUUCUGUGGCAAGCUAUUCAUCUGGUCUCUGCCUAGUAGUACAGAGAUGAUGGCUGCUAAUAGAACACAAAAGGUUUCCCUCCCCUUACCUGCUUCCUGAAGUGUUUUUCCUCUUCUUUUACUUGGGUUUCUUUUUUUCUUCCUUGCCAUGUCCAAGAAAGAAUGGCCUUGUUUUAAUUAUCAGAAACUGAAAGUGUUGUUAACCUGCACUAAUUGCUAGACAACCUGAUUUAGUACCUCCAGAAAAGAAGGAAAAAACCCCAACGUAUCUUGGACUUUGAGACGCACUACUUUUAAAAUCAAUGCUUUUAUUUUCCCUUGGGGGGAGGGUUUGGGAAAGAGGUAUGAACAGCUUGCUGUAGGUGCAGUGUUGACCUGAAACCUUGCUGGCUACAAAUAUGUAGCCUCCCCUUGCACUCUGCCUUUUCAACAGCAUGCACUCAGAUUAAAGUAUUGUCUAAAAGGAGUUCUAGGACCACCUUACUACUUCACAGACCAUGAUUGUAUUUCUCUACUUCAUCACUAAAAACUUGUAUUUUUUCUGAACAGUGGAUAGGAGUGUCAUAGUUGUGGAUCACUUAAACACAGGACUUUCUCCUCCAGCUCCCCCUCCACUCUAAAACCUGUCCAACUGUCCUUCACUUUUUGUGUGUGUACACAUAGUGAUGUCACACUUUACUUUUUUUUUUUUGAAAGCUAUCAUCUUACCUUCUGGGCCCUGAUCUAGGCUUAUUCAAGUGGCUUUGUUUUCCUUUUUCCCCCAUUGCACUUAUACCUCUACCAUCUGUGCAGCAAAUAGCAUUGAUCAUUGUUGCUCUGAGGAAAAUCUUUACAGAAUAAUCUAUAAUGAAACCACCACUAACAGUACAAUACAAAGUCACCCAAGCGAACUUCAGUUGUGAGCCACACAACCUCCCAACUUGUUAACAAAGCUGUUUUUUUUUCUUUUUUUCUUUUUGAGGUCUUGAUAUUGAGACCAUUUUAAUACUAAUGAGAGAAAUUUUAAAGGCCAAUGUCUUUUAAUUUUCACUCCAUGGAAUGUUCAUCUUUAAGGCUGACCUGAGGUAAAGUUUAUCUUGUGGUAAAGCUAGGUGGAACUCAACAGCCAUGUUGAUCUCUACCUGCUAGGGAGCUCACUCCAAAUGCGCUGUUCCCCACAGCUCACCUAGGGGAAGGGGAGGCCUACCUCCAUGUUGUAUACCAGACUGAUGCUUGUUGACUGCCUUAUAGCACUGAUACUACAGAGCAUAACUUUGCCACAUACAAUGGCCAAAGUAGCAAACACUUAUUUUUGUGUUACUACUCUGAAACAUGUUUAUCUUGUUUUUAUAAUUACCAAGCUCAGCAUUGUGAGAGAGAAACAGAUUUAACUCAAAUAUUUUCUAUCUUUUUAUAAUAAAGAUGUUUCAACAGUACGUGGAAUCAAAAGGGUCUGAUCUUGAUGCUUCGGGUAUGCAGAUGUCUUGAACCCAUUCUGACUGCUGCAUGCAUCCUGCAUUCUUUGUAUUUCCUGUAGAGCUUCAAAGGAUGAGGUGGGAUUGCAUUCUUAAAGUUACAACUUGAGGUCCCAAUUGAGAUGACAGCUAUUCAGUGCUGUAUGAAAUAGGAGUAUGUGAUUGGAACUGCUUAUAACUUGAUUGGACAAUUCCUUGGAGAAAGGAGAUUGUUUAUACAUUUCCAAUCUUUUUAAAAAUUGGAAAUUUAACUUUUGAUUAAAUAAACUCCACAUGCUACUUCAGCAAGUUAAGGCAGAGCAGGGAAUCUUAAGUCAUUGGACCAGAACACAGGUCUAACCUCUUCCAAUCCAGGCUGUAGCCUGGAGCCAUUGCUUGCCUGCCUAGCAUAACGUAUGGAAUGACUGAACAGUCUAUACCUAAUUCCUGCAAAAAAGGCACUGAAGUGCUCCUACCCUUGACCGCUUAUUGCUUGAUGGCUAGGACACUCAGAAGUGGGUUAAAAUCUCAGGAGGAACUAAGGCUGAAGCUUCUCAUAUUGUAGGUGAGUGGUCUAAUCUUUUUGAGCUCUUGGAUAAAACAUGGGUAUCACCUCAUCUGCAGAGGCUGCUGCAGCGGAGUGGUCUGACAACAAUUACUAGUCAAGCAGAGUAAUGUCACCUUUUUAUCCAUUCUGAUAAAGCUUGAGGACCAUACCUUGGGAAGGUUAUACCACAGUAUGGUCAAAACCAAUUACUUUUGAACUCUUCUAUAUGAAAAAUGUAAGAGAUAGUAACUUGUGUCCACAGCUUAAGACAUACUAGCUAGUACUGUGCUGUCUGCUGCCCAUAAGACCCCCUUUGCCACAAGAAUCAAUUUAGGGAUUCUGUAUUAUGUUAUAAUCUUUUUACAUUCACUUUUAUGAAGGGCAUCUGUCUCCCCUUUUGAAACAAAACAAAGGACCCAACAACUGUAUGAAGUACUAUAGGCAUAAGCAUACUAGUUUCUAGUGCCCCCUAUCAUGAUAGAACUAAAGCACUGAGUCAUGGGGUUUUUUUGUUUAGGACAAGAAAAAAUGGAUCAAUUCAAGAUCAUUUGCAUCUCUGGUCCCUUCCUCCUUUUGAGGGAGAGCUGGAAUAUAGCCAGUAUUCUAGCUGUCAUUAAUCAGAGCUACUACUGGAUAAGAGGGUCCUGUUGAUAAUGUCUUUGACAGGAUUCAAAUGUCCCUGUAAUUUGCUGUUCAGAUAGAUUAGGAGCAUAUUUCAGUGUCAGCUUUCGUUUAAGAAAACAUUGUGGCACUCAUGGCUGUAAGGCUAAUGGUGAAAACAAAGACUAAACUUGAACAGUAGCUAGAGCCAACUUGAAACAAAAGUUUAGUUUUGAAAAAAAUGAUGGGUGGCUCAGUUUGGAACAUCAUAAACGUCCAGUAAAUGCACCUUUCCCAAACCCACUUUCACCAUGUUGGAUAAAAUCUAUUGCAUAUUAAACUGAAAAGAGUUUGCAAGGCUGAUCUAAUAGUUCACUAAAAAUCCCUGACUCAGGAGCAGCUUCUGAACACAAAUUGACUGUGAAUGCAGACUGUCCCUGUGAAAUGUAACUAAAUAAUUAAAACUUCAGUCCUGGUACCAAGAUCCUGUUAAGUGUCAAUAUCAACCACAUUGCUGUUCUCCAGUUGAGUUGUGCCUAAAACCUAGGCCUUUUUCUAGCAACUGAUGCUGCAUGAGAAACUUGCUGCUCUUAGGCUUUGGAGAACCAGGUUUGCAAGGUAGAGGAAGCAUGGCAUGGCCUUCAAGGAGGGCUUUCUACCAGCAGUGGGUACACCCAAUCAUUGGGCAACUUGUAGGGAAUUACUCAGUUCCCAACUCAGUGUGCGAUACAUAUACAACUCACUGAUUGGCUUAAGACUUCAGUCACACAGUUACAGGACAGUCAGAUGAGUGAAGAUUCCUAUAUACCACUUUGAAUUGCUGCUAGCAGCAGCAAUUUAGUUUGCCCUACUCCCAAACUAGAGUAAAGUUACCAUCAGUUUAGGAUAAUUAGAAGAAACCCAAAAGCACUGACCAGUAGUAGAAUAACAGACUUCCGGUAGCUCUUUCUGAUAUUCCUACAUGGCUGUCUUUCCCCUUAUGGGUUUUUUCUAGUUUAGGCUAACUGCAUCCUUUUGACAGCCUUAACUGCAGACUUUCCCUUAGUUUUCAACCUUUUUCCUAUUGCAGUUUUAAGUUCAUUUAAUACAAGAUAUGGCCUUGUCCUAGUAGCAGUCCUGAAGACAUUUGUGUUUAGCCAGUUAUUUAUAGGGCAUAAACAUUCCCUCUUUUCUAGUUUUUCUAUCAUGCCCUGAAUACAGUACCAUCAAUUUAACAUGUUAGCGGUUUUCUACAAUAACAUUGUCUUUAUUUACUUGGUCCUUCAUUACAUCUUUUCUGCUUCAGUAAUGCAUUGGGCUGCUGUUAAACAUUAAUUAAUUCUGUGCAUUUUGAAAUGGGCAUUAGGCACUAUCACCAUAGCCAAAUUCCAGCUUAGGAUUUAUUGGUACAUUCCAACUUACUUCUAGCUUGAAUUACAAAACUAAAUCCUAUACCCAUCCAACUUUUCUAUAUGGCAAUACUUGUAAACAGGCCACACAUUUUGAUUAUUAGUGACUGAAGUUAUUUCUACAUGCUAAUAUAGAAAUAAAGAACCUUGAAAUUUAACUUUUACUAUUACUGGCUACCAUAGACAGCAGAAGGCUAGGGCUAACAGGGCCUAGCACCCACCCCCUCAAACAUGGCUCCACUCCUCUAGCACCACACACUGCUGCAGCACUGUGCCCAAGCGUCCCCACACUCCCCACCAUCAAAUAUUUUCUCCUGCCAUUGCUGCUGGCUAUGCAAAAAGCUACUGCAUUAUAUUUAAGAUACAGUAGUCAGUUUAAUUUCAAGCUGGACUUCAGAUUUGCAGAAGCUGGCCAGCUUUAUUAUCCUGCAACAUAACAUGCUUACAUGGGAUUCAACAGAAUGUGGUUUGACACUAAUCAGCAGGGAUCCUGGUUUUCCCUGAUAAAAGAAAAAUCACAAGUUCUCUGAUUAAUUUUAACCAUGGGUUUUGGGGCUUCUCACAGACCCCCUCAGCCCUGCUCAUGCCCCUCACUCCCCACACAGCAGCCUCCCAACCCAACUUUUAAAAGGCUAUACAUUUGGUACCUGUCCCACAGUUGAGAAAUACUUCUUGAAAAUAAGCAUUGCUUUCACUCAUGAAGACAGUCAAGUUUUCAGUCAACUUUAUUGAUAAAAUAAGUUUACUGUACAGUACACAAUCCUAGCCAUAAAUUCAUUUCAAGCAUCUGCAUUACAAAAAUAAUGGGCAUGUGAUGAAAAAUAGUCACUCCACAAAUGUGAGAGUUCUUUAAAACCCAAGAAUAAUUAGGUUUGUUUAGGGAAGGGAAGGGAAGGGGAAAAAUAUCAAACAUGUGAAGACAACAAACAGAUUAGUUAAAUCACAUUUUCUAUUUACAAAAACACUAAAUCAAGCAUUGUUUCAUAAUAGAGCAACCUGCAAAAAGUGCCACACACUUAAGACUUUUGCUACGCAACCCUGGAAAUUGGAUUAAAAAAACAAAACAAAACAAAAAACCCCAAACCCCCACUUCUGCAUAAAAUAAGUGACAGCAGAUACCAGUCAACUGCACAACUAACAAUUCUCAUCCUCCAUCUUUCAAAGUAAAAAGUCCUUUUAGGGAUGACAGCAACAAACUUGUUCAGUUUAUGUGAUUUUGCUUUUGGUUUUUAGAAUAUUUUAUCACUUUGCAUCUGAGGUGCAAAAUUAAAUUCAUAUAUAGCAUGCAUGUGGCAUUUGAGAUUGUAGUAGUGGCCAAGCAGACUUUGUGCUUGAGCUAGUACACUUGCAUAAAUUUUCCCUCGAAUUGUUGUAACAACCAGCUUUGAAAUUAUCAGACAGACAUCUUAUAAUGUCUAGUUUUUCCUACCUACAUUACUAAACCCAGAAACGAGCAAGGACGUCACCUUACUAAACACUCUAAAAUGAGAGCCAGUGGUCUUUCCUAUUGUUAUAGGGUUUUGGUUUGUCUUUUUUUUUUUUUUUUUUUUUUUUUUAAAUAUGAGAGAGACUCUUGGGGAAGUUUGGCGUUUCAUACAUGGCUAUUGCAAAUUAUCUAUUAAAAGGCACUCCUCCUAUUAGUUGAACAGUCAGUGGAACAACUAAUUUACAAGUUUACUAUAUUCACUAAUCAAAUUCUGACAGGAAAAAAUAAUAAUAAAAAUAAAUCAAUCAAUCAACAGCUGUGAUAACCAUCUCUUCCCCUCCCCCCCCCUUGCUCAUUUUUAACUUUCAAAGUUAUAGGAAGAGUCAACAGCACCAGUGUAAUGCAUGUUAAUUUUUUUAUAAAUCAAGUUAGUAGGCAUUGAUAAUUCAGGUCUGAAACAUUUGUACUAUGCUAAAUAUUUACCUACAUGGGCUAGAAGGUUAUUGCAUUAUUGGAAAAAUGUUAAAAAAUAGAUUGCUCGACAUUUAAAGGGUUUUGCAUUCUUUCAACUGAAAUCCAAUUUACUAAAGUGAACUUGAGUACCAGUCUAGCUGAAUUAAAAAUACUUUUACUAAGUGAGGUCUGAGUAGUCAAAAUAUUCAAACUUAGAUAUGGUUUGCACACAUAUAAUCAUUUUGGUGAAAUCUCUUGUGAAUGUGUUUACAGCCAGGGAAGCCAUGCACAAGAAGUCUAGAAAGACAUUUCUCUCUCUCUCUCUUUUUUUUUUUUUUUUUAAACACUUCCCUAUAA